AUGGCAUUUCUACAUGGCGGUGUUGGUAACAGGCCCACAGAGAGCAAUUUAGCAACCCUAAAUGCUCUGAAUCCUCUGAUAUCUCUCCCCCCAACAACCCCGGUUAGUCAGAGUAUAAAUCUGACUGACGAUUUUCCCACGACUUCCCACACGCCACAAGAAGCAACAAGAGCAAGCAAACGACCAGCACCAUGCACAGAAUUGUUUGCCGCAAACAGAAGUGGAAAUCGCAUGAACAGGGAUGUAGCAGAGCUGAUGCUCUUGAAGCAGUUGAGUGACACUGAUGCUUCAUACAAAAAGAUGGCAGAGGAUGAAGAUGAUGAAGAUUUGUUAUAUUGUCGGAGUCUGGUUCCCAUUCUGAGAGGGAUGCCAAAUAAGAAGAAGAGGCUGGCAAAAAUUAAAAUCAACCAGUUGUUGUUUGACAUUGAAUACAAUGAUGACAAUGUUGUUUAG
Messenger RNA from Paramuricea clavata, 453 nucleotides. NCBI's taxonomy places the organism in Eukaryota, Metazoa, Cnidaria, Anthozoa, Malacalcyonacea, Plexauridae. The record is from the annotation of a GenBank genome assembly.